AUGACCAACCAAGAGGUUGUCUGCAAAGGUUUCUGUAAAGCGAAUUUCCAUUUUAAUUGUGCAAAAAUAUCGGAGGCGCUUUACAAGGAAGUUGAUAAUCAGCCCGGAUUAUUCUGGAUGUGCAAAGGAUGUCGUGACGUCAUGGCGAACGCUCGUUCUAGAAACGCCAUGGUAUCGAUCAAUGCUGCUGCUAAGGAGGUAAAAGACGUGUACCAGAAACUUGUUGAUGAUCUGAAGACGGAUAUCAAGGAGAGUUUGAUUGCAGAACUCAAGCAAGAGAUCCAAGGUGGCUUCAAUAAGCUGACCCCUGCUGUCUCGUCGCCUUUACCUCGUCAUUUCAACUUUAAUUUUGGUAAUCGAUCAACGCCGAAAAGAGGUCGUGAUGAGGACAUAUUGCCUUCACAAGAACAACCAACGAAAAUCUUCCACGGUACCGGUCAGUCCGUAAACAAUACGCUUUUGAGAUCAGGAUCGAGAGCUGAUGACAAAUUUUGGGUGUAUCUCUCCAAAAUAUCUCCAGAUGUCAAGGAAGCAGAUGUCCAACAACUAGUUAAGGAGCGCUUAUCGACGGAUGAUGUUAUUGCUAAGCCGCUAGUUCCAAAGGGUCGGCCAUUGUCAACUUUGACCUUCGUCUCUUUCAAGAUAGGCGUCAGUCAAGAUCUGAAGGCCAAAGCUAUGGACCCUUCUACGUGGCCCAGAGAAAUCGAGUUCAGGGAAUUCCUAGAGUAUGGUACAAAUGUACAACAUUUUUGGAAGCCCCCGCAAGUCAUCGACACGGGAACAUCAGCAACGAACCAAUCACAGCAACUCCCCAUCCAGGGAGGGAGUCAGUAA
This is a messenger RNA of Toxorhynchites rutilus septentrionalis, 834 nucleotides long. RefSeq lists its product as uncharacterized. Bases 1 to 834 code for a protein of 277 amino acids. NCBI's taxonomy places the organism in Eukaryota, Metazoa, Arthropoda, Insecta, Diptera, Culicidae. The transcript has a single exon. The record is from RefSeq and is a predicted model, not a curated record.